UACGCGAUCAACCAGAACUACACAGACAUUAUCGUCAUCAACGAAGACAAGAAGGUCACGAACGGCAUGAUUAUCACACAUUUACCAGAUGGACCGACAGCGCGGUUCAAACUUUCUAGUGUCAAACUCAAUGGCGAUAUAAAGGUUAGCCAUCUCUUUUAA
Molecule: messenger RNA, 162 nt
Organism: Sphaeroforma arctica JP610
Lineage: Eukaryota; Ichthyosporea; Ichthyophonida
Exons: 1
Biological process (GO): maturation of LSU-rRNA; maturation of 5.8S rRNA
Cellular component (GO): nucleolus; preribosome, large subunit precursor
Molecular function (GO): rRNA primary transcript binding
Source: RefSeq, a predicted model, not a curated record